CUCCUGGGCUCAAGUGAUCCUCCCACCUCAGCCUCCCAAAGUGCUGGGACUACAAGCAUGAGCCACUGUGCAGGGCCAACAAUAGAUUGUCAGUGUAAAUAAAACAGCCUUCUAUUGUAAGAAGAUGCCAUUAGAACUUUCAUUGCUAGAGGGGAAAAGCCAAUAUUUGGCUUAAAAUCUUCAAAAGACAGGCUGACUUUCUUGUUAGGGCUAAUGCAGCUGGUGACUUUAAGUGGAAGCCAGUGCUCAUUACUAUACUGAAAAUCACAGGGUCCUUAGGAAUUAUGCUACAUCUACUUCUCUGCCUGUGCUCUAGAAACGUAACAACAAAGCCUGGAUGACAGCACGUCUGUUUACAGCAUGAUUUACAGAAUAUUUUAAGCCCACUGUGGGGACCUGCUGCUCAGGAAAAAAAAUAUUUCUUUCAAGAUAUUACUGUUGAUUGACAAGGCACCUGGUCACCCAAGAGCUCUGAUGGAGAUGUGCAAAGAGAUUGAUGCUGUUUUCCUGCAUGCUUGCAUCUAUUCUGCAGCCCGUGGAUCAAAGGGAUCUUGGAGUGAAAAUAUACUGGAAUAUUUUCUGAGAAAUAGCCAGAUUACAGCAGAAGACGGUGCUGAGAUCACCUGGUAUCAUGCAGCUAACCACAAGGCACAAACAAAUGAGGCACUGAAAAGUACUGCUCACAUGAUAGAGGCUGAUGUCCUUCUUCCAAGUGAUGGAUCAGAACACAGCCAGCCAAUUAUGGCCCAUCCCCCUGAAACAAACAGUGAUAAUACUCUACAGGAGUGGCUGACUGAAGUUAUGAAAAGCAAUAAAGGCAUCAAGCUGGAUUUCAAAAGUCUGGCAGUUGUAGAACCAUCCAUGAUGCUCUUGGAAAAUGUGAAGAGGCAUCUGAAGCGUCCUGUAUGGAUUAAUGCCGAUAUUCUUCCUGGUCCAAAUGGAAAUAGCAAAGUAAUAGAUGCAAAACCAUUUUUAGACACCGUGAUAUCCUUCUUUCCAGACGUGACGUUUUCCCUGGGUUGGACAACAGGAUGGCAUCCUGAGAAAGUCAAUGAAGGGUACAGUUGGACAAUGGUGAAAGAGAUGGAAUAUAUAUGUAAUGAACUAAGUCAGCCUGUAACGUUCCCUGUCAGAGCAGCAUUAGUCAGGCAGUCUUGUUCUCAGUUACUUUGGCUGUUAAAGAAAUCAAACAGGUACAGCCUGACUAUUUGGACUGGAAAAAAUGAUAACUAUUCCGUUGAAGAUUUACUUUACAUUAGAGACCAUUUUGACAAAAAACAAGUUUUCUAUGACAUCUUGGAACCACAAAACCAUGAAUUUAAACAAGCCAUUGGAAUCAAAGUUAAUCUCUAAGAAGAAGAUUCUCAAUUAUUUCCUGUGUUUUGGUUUCAUAAUCCUUCUCUCCAUUGGUCUGAAUUAAUUACCAUAUAAAUUAUGGUUAUUGAUUGACGUUCCAAGUCAUCUAAUCAAGAAACGUUUAUUGUAUGCUUACUCUGUGGGCAUAUGUCCUUAUAAUAGUGCACUUACAUAAAAGAUUUGGAAAGAAGAGAUUUAUUUACACACGUGGCCUAGUCUAAUAAUAAUUCAGGAAAAUGAUACUCUGCACCCCUUCAUAAAAAUAGUUUUGAUAAACUAAAGAUGAUUGGCAGAAUCCAUAUGUCAUAAAACAGGUAUAAAUCACAUGUGCUUGGCACUUGCAUUACAGAGAUUAUGAAAAAUAUGGUACUCUUUUCCUUUUUCCUAGAAAACUGGUUAUUUUAGAGAUAACAAAAAAGGAAGAGGGCUUUUAAAAUGUUUUUAAUUUUCACAGGGGUCAGCAGCUGUCUCAUAUCAAGAUCUAUUAAUCCAUUUCCUGAAACUGUAGAUUAAAUUAGAUAGAUCUAGAAUUUCCAUGUGAUUGAGAAGCAUGCUAGUGGCUAAGUGUUUUUUUUAUAUUUCUUAUUUCUAUAGUAUCUGAUUUAUAGUGGACAAUAUACUGUUGGAGAGCAGUUUUAGUCUUUGUUAUGUAUCAUUUGUUUUCCAAGUUUCUUACUGCCACCACCUUCAUUCAGGUCCUUGUUCUACUAGUAAAACUUUAUGAACUA
Messenger RNA from Homo sapiens (human), 2084 nucleotides. RefSeq names its product family with sequence similarity 151 member B (gene FAM151B). Bases 475 to 1353 code for a protein of 292 amino acids. The transcript is spliced from 6 exons. Gene Ontology annotation, biological process: photoreceptor cell development. NCBI's taxonomy places the organism in Eukaryota, Metazoa, Chordata, Mammalia, Primates, Hominidae. The record is from RefSeq and is a predicted model, not a curated record.